Messenger RNA from Hemisphaericaspora subhashii, 4146 nucleotides. Its product is annotated as putative ubiquitin-specific protease. The transcript has a single exon. The record is from RefSeq and is a predicted model, not a curated record. Gene Ontology annotation, biological process: protein deubiquitination. Gene Ontology annotation, molecular function: cysteine-type deubiquitinase activity. NCBI's taxonomy places the organism in Eukaryota, Fungi, Ascomycota, Pichiomycetes, Serinales, Debaryomycetaceae. Bases 1 to 4146 code for a protein of 1381 amino acids.
AUGUCACAAGAUAUUGAUAGAAUACUACAACAACCACAACAAGAGCAACAACCCCAAGAAAAUGAAGAAGUAGAAGAAAUAAUAGAAGAAACUCCUACAGUUGGAGAAAAAGACGAAGAAGAGGAAGAACAGGAAGAAGAUGACGACGACGACGAAGAAGAAGAAGAAGACGAAGGGGAAGAAACUCCAGAAGCUGUACAACAACAAACUCAAGAAGAUGUGGAUGAACAAUUAAUAGAGAAUAGACAAUUGAUCAAUGAAUUAUUAACUAAAAAUACUGGAAAAGAAGGUGAUGAAUUCUAUUUAAUCUCUCGUGAUUAUUUAAAUAGUUUCUUUAAUUUACAAGUUAAUGAUUUCCAACAAUUAAUUCAUGAAUUGGGUCCAAUUGAUUGCACUAAACUUAUAGAUGAACAAUCAGGUCAAUUAUAUCCUGAAAAUGAUGAACCAAUAGCUACUUAUAAUGUUUCACCUAUCAUAUUCCAAUAUUUAUCACAAUGGUUUGGUAUUUAUGGUAUUCCAGUAUCAAGAUGUCUUAUUAUUAACCCAGAAACAGGUACCAAGGAAGUUGAAAGAUUCCCACCAUCUUUUAUAGUUCAUCAAAUUGUUACUAAACGUCAAAAUACUCAUACUCUGAGUUAUUUUAGAAGUGGUGGAAAUCGUCAUCAUCAUAACACUAGUUAUCAUGGUAGUAAUGAUACCCCAAUUCCAGUAAUGUUGUCAAGAACAAGGACAUUUUAUGAUUUAUUAGAAAUUAUUCGAAUUAAUGUAUUGAAAACACCCAAGAAAUCAAUAACUGAUUUUAGAAUUUGGUUUAUUGAUUCAAAUGCUGAUUUAUCAUUUAAUAUUACUCCCAAUACAUUCAUAUUUGAUAUCAAUCAAAAACGUCUAGUCAAUCAGGGUAUAUUACAAGAUACCCUUAAAUCACAAGGAAUUGAUGCCAUAACUUAUCAAAUAGUUGUUGAAAUUAAAGAAAAACAUGGGUUCCCGAUUGAUCAAUUUGUUUCAACCCAUUUGAAAUCAUACAGCGAAGAAAAUGAAACCGCGACAGGAGCAGGUCAUUUAGGGUUAACAAAUCUAGGUAAUACAUGUUAUAUGAAUUCUGCAUUACAAUGUUUGUUACAUGUACCUGAAAUUAAUCAUUAUUUUUAUUAUAACAUUUACAAGAAGGAAUUAAACCCUAAUAAUCCUUUGGGAUAUCAUGGAGAUGUUGCCAAUUCAUUCGGAUCAUUGUUGAAACAAGCAUUUGAUAUCAAUGCUAGCAAGAGUAGUUCCAGUAUUACCCCACGAGAAUUCAAAUCCACAAUUGGUCGUUAUUCAUCUAUGUUUUCUGGAUAUUUACAACAAGAUUCACAAGAGUUUUUAAGUUGGUUAUUAGAUGCAUUACAUGAAGAUUUGAAUCGAAUUCAUGAAAAACCAUAUUGUGAAAAACCAGAGUUGGAAGAUUCUCAAAUAAAUGAUCCAAAUGCAAUCAUCAAAUUAUCGGAAACUUGUUGGCAACAACAUCAAGCUAGAAAUGAUUCGGUUAUAACUGAUUUAUUCACCGGAUUGUAUCAAUCCACUUUGGUUUGUCCUGAUUGUUCCAAGACGUCUAUCACAUUUGAUCCAUUCAAUGAUUUGACAUUACCAUUACCAAUAAGUAAGAAAUGGUAUCACACAUUCACUAUUGUCGAUUUAUCCCCCGAGAAAAUCAUGCCUCAACGAAUUAUGAAAUUAGAAGUUGAAUUAAAUAAAAAUUCAAACUAUGAUGAAUUAUUAAAUUAUUUAAGUAAAUUCCUUAAUAUUCCAAGUUCAUUUUUAUUCAUAUUUGAAUUAUUCCAAGGAUCUUUUUAUAGUGAUUUCCAACUUGAUUAUCUCAAAAAUAAAUUCUUACCAAUCGGUGAUAUAAUUCGUGAUAAUGAUGAUAUUUAUGUUUAUUGUAUUCCUCAUGAUUUGGAUCAAGAUAUUAUCGUACCCGUGUUUAAUUCUGUUCAACAGGAUUCAUCUGGGAAAUCAUACAGAGGUGUCAAUAUGUUUGGAAUCCCCUUGUUUGUCGUGUUGAAUAAAGAAGAAGAUGGUGAUAGUUUUGGAAAUAUUAGAAGAAAAUUAUUGUCCAUUAAUGCCGCAUUGACUGAAGUUGAUUUAGUUCUGGAAUAUGAGAAUAUAAAAUCAAAUAUGGAGAAUUAUAUUGAUAAGGAAUAUUAUACAAAACGUGAUUUCCCCAUGAUUGAGAAUGAAGUGGAAGACGAGGAAGGAUAUGAUUCAGAUGUAUCAUUAGCCAAUCCAUACAUUGGUGGUAAUUUUGGGUUUACGAUUAACUAUGUGCAUGAAUAUACACCCAAAAUGGCAAUGAAUUUCCGAUCACGGUUCACAUAUGGUCAUCAUAACAAACAUGCCAAGCAACAGCAACAACAACCGGAAAGGGUCAUAAAUGCUCCAAUGCACAAGCCUAGUAUUCAAGAAUUCAAGCCAUUAGGUGAGCAAUUAUCUGAUGUUAAGCGAGAUUAUUAUCAUUAUCCUGAUUAUUGCCAGCAGAAACUCGAUCAAGAAAUGGAAGAAUUGAUAGUGGAAGAAGACGGGAAGACAAGUGAUGUUCCUGUGGCAGAAGAAUUUACUAGUGCGAAUGUUUCCGAAGAGACUUCUGAAGAGAGUUAUGUUAUGGUUGAAGGCACGACCACUUCUGAAGAACAAAUACAACAAGAACACCGAGAGGAAGUUAUACCACCGCCAUUACCACCAAGAGGAAGAACAAUCCCCGUUUCUUCAGAUGAAGAUGAAACUGAAAGUGAAGUGAAUUUAGGAACUUUAUUUGAUUCAACCCUGAACUUACCACCACCUCCCCCAUCAACAUAUUCCGUUUCUUCGACCAAGCCUUCAAAUGUGAACUCUCCUGUUGAACAAGAACCAGAAGAAUCCCCAGAAGUAGGUCAGAAAAAGCCAUUAGUCACCAAGGAUACAAUAUUACUAUGUGAUUGGGAUCCAGAAAUAUUUCAAAAAUGUUUCGAUAUCAGUCAACAAACAUGGCAUACCAUCCCUAAUCUCUCCAACCCGGAACUCGAGAAAAACAAAGCAAUCCUAGAACGUCAACGUAAGGCCAAAAUAUCAGUCUAUGAUUGUGUGAAAUGUUUCAGUACCCCAGAAAUACUAGGCGAACAUGAUUUAUGGUAUUGUCCCACCUGUAAAGACCAUAAACGUGCCACCAAGACAAUUCAACUCUGGUCAACUGGAGAUAUUUUAACUAUUCAUCUAAAGCGAUUCCACAGUGCCCGUGCUUUCAGUGAUAAGAUUGAUAUGUUGGUAGAUUUCCCCAUUGAAGGAUUGGAUAUGAGUUCAUAUAUCGCCAAUCCCGUGGCUGCAACCCACCCCGAAAAUAAUUUAUAUGAUUUGAUUGCGGUUGAUAAUCAUUAUGGUGGAAUUGGUGGGGGGCAUUAUACUGCCACAGUGAGGAAUUUUAGGGAUGGUGAAUGGUAUUUGUUUAAUGAUUCACGGGUGACGAAAACCGCCCUGGUGCUGGAGAUUGUCACUCCUGCUGCAUAUUUGUUAUUCUAUCGUCGACGUAGCAGUGAGAGUGGUAAUUUAGGUGGACUGAGGUUGAAUGAGUUGAUUGAAGGUGGAAGAAAGGAAUAUCAUGCUGGAUUGAUGGAGAAGAAGGCGAAGGUUAUGGAUGUGGAUGCACAAUUGGGGACAUAUUAUGAGAUUGAGAAGAGAUUGAUUGAACAGAUGGAAUUGGAUAAUGAGAUUCAAUUGCAGAAGGAAAAAUUAGCCCAAGAAGGAGAAGAAGAAGUGGAAGUGGAAUUAGAGGGGGGAGAAGCUGGGAGGCUGGCUGGGGCUGAAUUCAAUCUUGUGGAGGAAGAAGAUUAUGACUAUGAAGAAGAGGAUGAGGCAGAGGAUGACGAAGAAUUACAAGUUGUUAAGAUGGAGGAACCAGAAUCACAAGAGGAGGAAGUCGUUAUUUAUGAAGAAGAUGAUGAAGAGGAUGGUAAUGAUAAUAUACGUAAACAAAGAUUAAUCUCCAAGGAAAAUAAUAGUAAUUUAUUAGUUCAAAUUAAGAGUAAUGGAAAGACAGAAAUUACUUCUAGUCCAAUACAAGCUGAUUUAGAAUCUGAUGUUGAAUCUAGUGGUGGGAGUACUAAUAAUAAUAAUAAUGUGUUUGGAGGAAGUCAAAUAUAA